This is a messenger RNA of Labrus mixtus (cuckoo wrasse), 4062 nucleotides long. It is a transcript of the gene grik4, whose product is annotated as glutamate receptor, ionotropic, kainate 4. Gene Ontology annotation, cellular component: postsynaptic membrane; presynaptic membrane; kainate selective glutamate receptor complex. Gene Ontology annotation, molecular function: kainate selective glutamate receptor activity; transmitter-gated monoatomic ion channel activity involved in regulation of postsynaptic membrane potential. Bases 1152 to 4055 code for a protein of 967 amino acids. NCBI's taxonomy places the organism in Eukaryota, Metazoa, Chordata, Actinopteri, Labriformes, Labridae. Gene Ontology annotation, biological process: monoatomic ion transport; modulation of chemical synaptic transmission; synaptic transmission, glutamatergic. The transcript is spliced from 21 exons. The record is from RefSeq and is a predicted model, not a curated record.
CGGAGUUGAAUGCAUCAGGAGUCCGGAGCGUCUUCCUCUGCACGUCUGUGGUCAGCCCCGGUGUGAGGAAGGCACCAAAAACCCUCUCAUCUCUUCUGACUGAGAGUGUUGCGCACAGGAGGAGCGGACAGGACUUCGCCUGCACCUCCAUCUGCUCUGCAUCUUUCCAUCGGACCGCAGUGGAUACAGUCGACUGUUCAGGACUAUAUAGCCUACAUACAACACAAGAUGUGACCGAGCGGUUUUUUUUUUUUUUUUUUGUACAGAUCGGGUUUCACUGGUCCGUUUGUUUGAAGCAGAACAGCACAAAGCGAAAUCACUGCCUGGCUUUUUCUUUGCGCUCUUCCCUCUCGCUGGUGAGGUAGGAUGCAGGAUAUGCAGCAUCACCGGUAUCGUUAGAAAAAGCUUUAUAAAUCAGACCUUCGAGCUAAGAAGGCCUACUAUUUUAAUGCAGAAGGCAAGGACUAAGCAGUGAAUACAAAACUCUCAUCCCGCCGGUGUGAAAAAGGCUGCUUUUUUUCGGGGGUAAAGUGAAGAGGAAUAAUUUUCCAACUGUUUAGGAUGUGGAUGUCUUUUUUUUUUUUUAUUCAGCUGGCGCAUUACAAGCCCAUAAAACAAGGAUUGAUAUGGCCAUCUAAAUAUGAUAUUUAACCGGACUGCAGCUGAUCUGAUCGCCUAUAGCCUAUCUGCCCAUCCAUCUGCUCAUUGAGCCUCGGCGGUAGAGGGAAGCGCGGAACAAGAACCAGCGAACUAUACAGAGGGGGAUUGAGUUACACUGCAAUUGCGCUUUUCUGGCAAAAUGACGUUUUUCUGCGGGCAGCGGACAUACACGCUCACAACCUGAGGCAAAGUUACUGUGUAUAUUUGAAACCCGCGGACAAGAGGGAACACAGAUCCCACGAGUGUCUGUAGGCAGCAGUGCAGCAGGCAAAGCCCAAGCUGUGCACGUGUGUUUACACACAAUUGUGUGGACGUUGGGGUAACAUCCUAUAUGUGUAUGUGAGAUGAGGAAAAGCUAAGGAGCUACCACAACCACCCAGAUCAGACAGCCUCCUGUGCUGCAAGAUGGACUAGAGCCCCACACCUCAGGAGAUCAAAGGUGGCUGUGACAGGGGCACCCCCGGGGCAGGACCCAUGAGGAGUCAUAGAAGAUGCUCACAGCCUGGGCGCUUCUGCUCUUCUUAGCCAUGUGGGUGAGAAGCAGCUCUGGUGGCCCACUCUCCUUCAGAAUAGCUGCUAUCCUUGAUGACCCCAUGGAGUGCAGCAGAGGGGAGCGAUUGGCCAUCACGCUGGCCAAAGACAGCAUCAACAGGAACAGUAACCGCUCCACCACUGGCAAGCUGGAGGUGGACAUCUUUGAACUGCUGAGAGACAGUGAAUAUGAGAUGGGGGAGACGAUGUGCCAGAUCAUGUCCAAAGGGGUGGUGGCAGUCCUCGGCCCCUCUGCCAGUCCAGCCUCCAACUCCAUCAUCAGCAAUAUCUGUGGAGAGAAGGAGGUGCCCUACGUCAAGGUGGCUCCAGAGGACAUUCUAAAGGUUCAGUUCCCCCGAUUCACCACGCUUGACCUGCGUCCAACCAACACGGACAUCAGCCUUGCUGUGGCCGGCCUUCUCACCUUUUUUAACGGCACCACCGCCUGCCUCAUCUGUGCACAGGCUGACUGCUUGUUGAACCUGGAGCAGCUCCUCAGGCAGUUCCUCAUCUCAAAGGAGACUCUGUCUGUGCGCAUGCUCGAUGACAGUCAGGACCCAACCCCGCUCCUGAAGGAGAUACGAGACGACAAGACUGCCACCAUUAUAGUUGAUGCCAAUGCCACCAUGUCACAUAUCAUUCUGGAACGGGCAUCGGAGCUGGGGAUGCUGUCAGUCUACUACACUUACAUCUUCACCUCUCUGGAAUUCUCUUUACUUCAGCUGGACGAUGUGGCAGACCAACGAGUCAACAUAGUCGGUUUUUCAGUCUUCAACAAAACACAUCCCUUCUUCCAGGAUUUUGUGCUAAGCCUAAACCGCUCCUGGCAAGAGAACUGUGACCAUGCACCCUUUGCUGGCACCCCACUCUCCUCAGCUCUGCUCUUUGAUGCGGUGUACGCGGUGGUGGCAGCCGUCCAGGAGUUGAACCGAAGCCAGAAUGUUGGUGCCACUCAGCUCUCCUGCAAGUCCUCCAAGAUCUGGGAACACGGCACCAGCCUCAUGAACUACCUGAGGAUGGUAGAAUUGGAAGGUCUGACAGGCCACAUUGAAUUCAACAGCAAAGGCCAGCGGUCUAACUACGCCCUGAGGAUCAUGCAGAACAGCAAGGAAGGACUAAGGCAGAUUGGCCUGUGGCAUUCCGAAGAUGGACUGUCCAUGGAGAGAAAGCUUCCAUCAAUCAAUGUGACAGACACCCUCUUCAACACCACUCUUACCAUCACGACGAUAUUAGAGAAUCCGUAUGUGAUGCUGCGACAGAACCACAAAGAACUGGAGGGAAAUGACCGCUAUGAAGGCUUCUGUGUUGACAUGCUGAAGGAGCUGGCAGAUAUUCUCAAGUUCAAGUAUCGCAUCCGGCUGGUCGGUGAUGGAGUGUACGGGGUCCCGGGAGCCAAUGGAACGUGGACUGGCAUGGUUGGAGAGCUCAUCUCAAGGAAAGCUGACCUGGCGGUAGCGGGCCUCACCAUCACAGCAGAGCGUGAAAAGGUCAUAGACUUCUCCAAGCCCUUCAUGACCCUCGGCAUCAGCAUCAUGUACCGCGUCCACCUGGGACGCAGACCGGGCUACUUUUCCUUCCUGGAUCCCUUCUCCCCUGGAGUCUGGCUCUUCAUGCUUCUGGCCUACUUAGCUGUCAGCUGCGUCCUCUUUCUGGUGGCCAGAUUGACUCCCUAUGAGUGGUACAACCCCCACCCCUGUCUGAAAGGUCGCUGUAACCUGCUGAUCAACCAGUACUCACUGGGCAACAGCUUCUGGUUCCCUGUUGGAGGCUUCAUGCAGCAGGGAUCCACAAUUGCUCCCCGAGCUCUGUCAACACGAUGUGUCAGCGGAGUCUGGUGGGCCUUCACAUUAAUCAUCAUCUCAUCCUACACUGCCAACCUGGCUGCCUUCCUGACAGUGCAGAGGAUGGAGGUCCCCAUUGAGUCCGUAGACGACCUGGCUGAUCAGACAGCGAUAGAGUACGGCACCAUGCACGGCGGAUCCACAAUGACCUUCUUUCAGAACUCUCGCUACCAGACCUACCAGCGCAUGUGGAACUUCAUGCACUCCAAGCAGCCCAGUGUGUUUGUGAAGAGCACGGAGGAGGGCAUCGCCCGCGUCCUCAACUCUAACUAUGCCUACCUGUUAGAGAGUACGAUGAACGAGUACUACCGCCAGAGGAACUGCAACCUGACGCAGAUUGGAGGACUGCUGGACACCAAGGGCUACGGAAUUGGCAUGCCGCUGGGGUCAGUGUACCGUGAUGAGUUUGACCUGGCCAUCCUCAAAAUGCAGGAGGACAAUCGUUUGGAGAUCCUCAAGAGGAAGUGGUGGGAUGGUGGCAAGUGUCCAAAAGAAGAGGACCACCGUGCCAAAGGUCUGGGCAUGGAGAACAUCGGCGGUAUCUUUGUGGUGCUGGUGUGCGGCCUGCUGGUGGCUAUCUUCAUGGCAGUGCUGGAGUUUGUCUGGAUGUUAAGGCAGGCGCCAGGAGAUGAGCAGUCAGUGUGCGAGGAGAUGCUGCGAGAGCUCCAGGGGAUCGUCCUGUGUCGCGACAGCUUGCAGGUGAGGCGUCGACGGUCUUCUUCAUUGAUGCGACCGCGCCCUUUACCCCUGGAGGAGCGUCGGGCGCGAGCCGCUGCCGUCAGCCUCAGCAACGGGAAGCUGUGCGGGGGCACCGGACUGCCUGAACCCCUCUCCCACAGACUGGCGCAGGAGGCCGCUCUGGUUGCAAGGGGCUGCAGCCACAUCCGUAUUUGCCCUGAAUGUCGACGCUUCCAGGGAUUGAGGAUGCGCCCUGGAGGGGCCACGGGGACCCUCCCCUCUCCCACGCACAGUGAGGAGAGCAUAGAGUGGGACAAGACCACGAAUAGCAGUGAACCUGAAUAACGCCAAG